Heterostelium album PN500 is the source of this 1533-nucleotide messenger RNA. RefSeq lists its product as uncharacterized. Bases 1 to 1533 code for a protein of 510 amino acids. The transcript has a single exon. Lineage: Eukaryota; Evosea; Eumycetozoa; Acytosteliales; Acytosteliaceae. The record is from RefSeq and is a predicted model, not a curated record.
AUGUUUAAAUUAAAAUAUUCAUUAAUAUUUUCACUAUUUUUAGUAUUUGGAGUUUUUCUUGGUGAUCAACUUGUACUUUCACAAGUAGAAGCCGAAACACUGCUAAUUUUGAAUCCAAAUAUCGCUCAAUAUACUAUGCCAUGUGGAAACACAACAGAUAAUGCAUGUCCUAAUAUCGCUGUUGCUCUCAGUGCCACCAACUCAACUAAUAUCGUGCUGGAUUUGGGUAACUACACAUACACCGGUCCAAACAACACCAAUAUCAAUUUGGUAAACAUAACACUCACCGUGCAGGGUAAUCCAAAUGCAUAUGCCACUAUCGAUCUGGCAGAGAAUGGUUUGCUCUUUAGUAUUAUGGAUAGUCAGCAGAAGCACGGUGACGUUGUCUUGACACUCCAAUACCUAAACAUUGUCAACGGUACGGGAUUCCACGGUGUCUAUGGUGGUGUCAUCUAUAUCACUACCAACUACUCCAACACCAUAUUGCUACUGGAGAAUGUUGUUAUCUCCAAUUGCAAUGCAUACUAUGGUGGUGUCGUUUCUCUCCAGACAACACUGAAUUCCUAUAUCACCUUCUCCAACUCGACGUUCACCAACAACUCUGGUACUUUCGGAUCGGUUUUCUAUACCACUAACUUCUGUCAAGUGAACAUUUCCAAUAGCAACAUUGUUGGCAAUCAAGGAAACAACGGUAUCAUUUACGUAGUGAAUGGAGCGUUUAAAAUGAACAAUGUUCUCAUCGAUUCCAACGUCGGAGGAAGUUCCAUCUUGAAAUUGAGUAACAAUGGAAAUGUGAUUAUCAACAACAUGACCCUAACCAACAACUCUGUCCAGCGUGUAGUAGAUCCAAUGGGAGGCGGUGUAAUGAUGCUGUUCCAAAACUUUGUUCAGCUCCUCAACUCAGUGAUUUCCAACAACGUUGGAAGUGCACCAAUCUCUUUCAACUCGAUCAGUACCUUGGUCAUCGCCGAUACUCUCAUCAGCAAUAACAAUGCAUCGGCAUUGGGUGGUGCGAUCGCUCUUAACCAAGGUGAAUUGUUUGUCACCAAUUGUGUUUUCGCAUCGAACUAUGCACUGCAAUCGGGUGGUGCCAUCUACAUCUUCGAUGCACAAACUCUCAAACUUACCAAUACCACUUUCACAGGUAACUCUGUCGGUCCCGACGGUUCCGGUAGUGUAUUGUACAUCGACAACGUAGAGUUCAACUCGUUUAAAGGAGUAACAUUUUCACAUAAUCUAAUCAACGACUCUAUCAACCCUAUCUUCUGUGAUGACUCUGAUAUUGAAAUCAACAACAUCACCUCCGAUACUGAUAGUUUGGUUUCAUGUUCAAACGGUGGUAGAGCUGGAUGUAAAUUCACUGGUAACUAUGAUAUCACUGAAAUGUCUUGUCCCCCUGAAGGUAGACUUAGUCCCGGUGCAAUCGCAGGUAUCAUCGUUGGUUCUAUAGCCGGUAUACUUUUACUCGUAUUAAUUGUAUAUAUCAUAAAGAAGAGACACCAUAAUCAUCAUAAAUAUCAUAGUUAUCAUUAA